AUGGAAAUGAAACCCCAGGGCGAGCUUCUGCAGAUCAUCUCCAGCUCCUCCAACUCCCCCAGCUUCUCCAACUCCUCAAGCUUCUUCAACUCCUCCAGCUUCUCCAACUCCUCCAGCUUCUCCAACUCCUCAAGCUUCUUCAACUCCUCCAGCUUCUCUAGCCCCUCCAGCUUCUCCAACUCCCCCAGCUUCUUCAACUCCUCCAGCUUCUCUAGCCCCUCAAGCUUCUCCAACUCCCCCAGCUUCUUCAACUCCUCCACCUUCUCUAGCCCCUCCAGCUUCUUCAACUCCUCCACCUUCUCUAGCCCCUCCAGCUUCUUCAACUCCUCCAGCUUCUCUAGCCCCUCCAGCUUCUCCAACUCCUCCAGCUUCUCUAGCCCCUCCAGCUUCUCCAACUCCCCCAGCUUCUUCAACUCCUCCAGCUUCUCUAGCCCCUCCAGCUUCUCCAACUCUCCCACCUUCUCUAGCCCCUCAAGCUUCUCCAACUCCCCCAGCUUCUUCAACUCCUCCACCUUCUCUAGCCCCUCCAGCUUCUUCAACUCCUCCACCUUCUCUAGCCCCUCCAGCUUCUCUAGCCCCUCCAGCUUCUUCAACUCCUCCACCUUCUCUAGCCCCUCCAGCUUCUCUAGCCCCUCCAGCUUCUCCAACUCCUCCAGCUUCUCUAGCCCCUCCAGCUUCUCCAACUCCCCCAGCUUCUUCAACUCCUCCACCUUCUCUAGCCCCUCCAGCUUCUUCAACUCCUCCACCUUCUCUAGCCCCUCCAGCUUCUUCAACUCCUCCACCUUCUCUAGCCCCUCCAGCUUCAACUCCUCCAGCUUCUCUAGCCCCUCCAGCUUCUCCAACUCCUCCAGCUUCUCUAGCCCCUCCAGCUUCUCCAACUCCCCCAGCUUCUCCAGCUCCUCCAGCUUCUCUAGCCCCUCCAGCUUCUCCAACUCCCCCAGCUUCUCUAGCCCCUCCAGCUUCUCCAACUCCCCCAGCUUCUUCAACUCUCCCACCUUCUCUAGCCCCUCCAGCUUCUCCAACUCCUCCAGCUUCUCUAGCCCCUCCAGCUUCUUCAACUCCUCCAGCUUCUCCAACUCCUCCAGCUUCUCUAGCCCCUCCAGCUUCUCCAACUCCUCCAGCUUCUCUAGCCCCUCCAGCUUCUCCAACUCCCCCAGCUUCUCUAGCUCCUCCAGCUUCUCCAACUCCCCCAGCUUCUCUAGCUCCUCCAGCUUCUCCAACUCCCCCAGCUUCUCUAGCCCCUCCAGCUUCUCUAGCUCCUCCAGCUUCUCCAACUCUCCCACCUUCUCUAGCCCCUCCAGCUUCUCCAACUCCUCCAGCUUCUCUAGCUCCUCCAAUUCUUCCUCCUCUUCUUCUUCAUCAUCAUCUUCUCCUUCAUUUUCUUCUUCUUCGUCAUCAUCAUCAUCAUCUUCUUCAUUUUCCUCUUCUUCUUCAUCUUCUUUUUAA
This is a messenger RNA of Hemibagrus wyckioides, 1446 nucleotides long. RefSeq lists its product as uncharacterized. The transcript has 3 exons. Lineage: Eukaryota; Metazoa; Chordata; Actinopteri; Siluriformes; Bagridae. The record is from RefSeq and is a predicted model, not a curated record. Bases 1 to 1446 code for a protein of 481 amino acids.